AUGAACGCGGAGGAAAGGAGAGACUCGAAUGAACAGGUGGCGGAGAAUAAGACUGUGAUGCGUGGUCCAGCUCCUCGUCCGCUGUCAGGAGUAUUGGAAACGAUGAUGAGCGCGGAGGAAAGGAGGGAACGGAAUGAACAGGUUGAUGAGAAUCAGAUUGUGAAAAGUGGUCCAUCUCCUUCUCCGACGUCAGGAUUAGGGGUAGAUUUGAUUGGGUUGGGGAAUAUGACCAAGAGAGAAUCCAGUGUACUGACUACGACAGAUCCACAGUCGUUGCCUUUGCCAGCUCGUCCUUUGCUUCAGUCGUCAGAGGAAAGGAGAGAAUGGAAUGAACAGGUGGCGGAGAAUAAGAUUGUUAUGCGUGGUCCAGCUCCUCCUCCGCCCUCAGGAGGGAACGUAAUGAACAGGUUGAUGAGAAUCAGAUUGGUGAAAAGUGGUCCAUAUCCUCCUCCGACGUCAGGAUCAUUAAAAGGGUUGAACUUGGAUCAACUGCGUGAGAUGUGGAACGAUAUGUACAUGAUUGAGAACAUAUCCAUGGACCAAAAGAGAGCACACAAUGAAGUUAUUUCCAAGGCUGUCCUGUCCAUGGUGCUGAAGAAGAAGCCAUUGUUACAUGAUGAUCUAUUGUUACCUGAUGAUCUGACUAAAAUGAUUCUGGAGCACCUUCCCGGAAAAACUUUGAUGAGGUUCUUGUCUGUUAAAAAGCAGUGGGCUGCGAUGAUAGAAAGCGAAAGUUUUAGGGAAACUUACAGAUCCACUUCGGAGAAGAAACCGAAGAUACUCUUCUCAGCCACAAUACCGGAAAAGCCCGAGUCUAAGUUAUUCACAUGCCACAGGUUUCUGUCCAUCCUCCAGGAGAAGCCCAACUCGUUUAUCCAAGAGCCAUCUUUACUUGCAGUGUUGAAGCGUGACUAUACCCAUAAAAUUUCUCAACCUACUGGUGGACUACUGUGUUGUUUCCGCCAUACUAAGUCCUUGGUUUGCAACCCGAGUAUUGGAAAACUUAUCGACCUGCCAGAUGUGGAUGACAAGUUGGUUUUCUUUACUGGAAUCAAUCCUGUUACCCGAGAAUUCAAGGUCCUGGCUAAGCCUGAAUCAUCUUCAACUGCUUGUGUUCUAACCUUCAUGACAGACAACACCACCCAAACCUGGCGAACUAUCGACACUGCUGGCCUCUGUCACAGCGCUCGUUCAUCAGGAAUCUACUUUGGGGGAUAUCUUUACUAUGUUGCACAUGUCUCGGAAGAAACGGCUGAUCUCCUUAUCUCCUUCGAUCUUGUGACUGAAGUGUUCAAGUUUGUGAAAUUGCCUGAUGAUCUGUUGACUGACUUUGAUGGUCAACCAGGUGAUAGGCUGGUGACCUUUAACAACCAAUUAGCAAUUGCUCAAGAUGAUGGUGACAGUAAUCUCCUUACUCUCUGGCUUUUGGAUGAUAAAUGUUCAUGGUUCAAACGUGAGAUCAUAAUUCCCUAG
Messenger RNA from Eruca vesicaria subsp. sativa (arugula), 1473 nucleotides. The record is from the annotation of a GenBank genome assembly. NCBI's taxonomy places the organism in Eukaryota, Viridiplantae, Streptophyta, Magnoliopsida, Brassicales, Brassicaceae.